Molecule: messenger RNA, 2120 nt
Organism: Pocillopora meandrina
Lineage: Eukaryota; Metazoa; Cnidaria; Anthozoa; Scleractinia; Pocilloporidae
Source: the annotation of a GenBank genome assembly
AUGUCUCCUGAAGUAAAGCAUCUAUAUCACAGCAAGUAACAGUUUUUUUUUGAAAAGGGGGGGACUACUGACCUGUACAUGAACUCAGCAUUUAUAAAUUUAUUUUUUUAUUUAUUUACUUUCUUUAAUUUAAUUUACACUGUUUCUUACAUUCUCAGGAUAAACAUCAUCAGAAAGGAAUGUGGGAAACGGUGGGCAGGGAAUGAGAAGAUAUACUUUAAAAGUAAUAAUGGCAACAGUUUGGUAUUAUCAGAAAUGUGUUCAUCUUUACUGCCUGUCUGUGAGAUCAAGAAAAUAGGAUUUGGCCAAAGUAAGGACAAGCAAAUAGCUCUCAUGAUACUUCAACAAAUUUCCAUAUCAAUAGCUUAAACAAUGACAUAUUUGGGUUACCAAAAAUUAUGCUAGCAUGCCCCGAAAUCCACAGGACUCAAAUAAAUGCCCCCUCUACUCCCUGGGGUUUUUGGGGAUGGAGGGAAUGUAUAAUUAUUCAGAUCAUUUGGUUAUUUUAAGAAUAUAACAAUAAAUUUAUGUCUGCCUGGCUUGCCUUUCAGUCAUUGAGUUUUGACCUAAUGCCUCCCCAAAGUAACUCAGAAAGGAAUUGAGUGUUUAUUAGACAAAAUAUGGUAACCGUUUUAACUGGCAUAAACCAUUUUAUGCUCUUCUAGUCUUUAGCCAGUAAGGUGCAUUACAAUAUAGAAUACUCCAAUCUCAGAACAAUAUUUGACUGGUCAAACUCUUAGCAUAUAAUUUUCAAAGAAUAACUUACAGCACUGCAUUAUCAUCAGCUAAGCUUCAGUUUUACCACAUAGGAUAAAAUUAAUUCAGUAUCAAUCGUAUGGUAGUCUUGUUUUGUCAUGAAAUCUUCUUUUUCAUCUUAUUUAUUUUAGGUGCCAUAAGACACCACAUCCUCCAAUGGGCUUCAGAGAGAAAUCGAAAAAUCAGUGACAGAUAUGACUUUGAGGUAUUUUUUUAUUUGUAUACACAGCUGUAAUAUCCAUGAAGCUGAAGCAUACAUUACAAUAAUUAUUAUUACUAGAUGCUGUGUCAGAGAUUGAUGGAAGAGCUAAUAAGGUUUCCAGCCAAGGAAAUGUUCUCAUAUGGAUUUUUAGUUUUGCCAAUACCAUGAUGAUGGAUUCAAUGAUGACAUGAUGCAUACAGCCACCCUAGCUUUCUUUUAUCUUUAUCCUGAUAGAAAACUAGAACCACAGCCAAGAGAGCAAAAGCUUCAUUAUCCUCAGAUCUCAAAGAUAUGAGUCAGAGUAUGAUUGGUAAGUGUCCACUCCGAACAUUGCUUUGUAUCAAUACUGUUUCAAUGACCUGCCACAUAUUAAAUUUGCCAGUGUCAUAUCAUCCAUAAAAGAGGGAGAUAGUUGGACAAAGUACCCAUAUGUACCUGUUGUCAAUCCUUUGACAAGGCACUUUUCAUUCUACAUCUGAGGUGUAUAAAUUAUUGGUACUGGAGGAACCUAACAAACUGUUGUUUGGUAUUCCUGCAGUGAAACUACAUACAAUUUGUAGCAUCCCAACCAGGGGGAAGACGCCAUACCCCUAUGUUGCUUCCUGCUACUGAAACAGGAAUUAAUACUGAAAUAACAGCCAGCAUGAUGAGCCACUAGCUAGGUUUGGAGGCAGGCGCUGCCUAUAUACACUGUAUCUAUAUUGUGCUGUAAUAGCAUAGUAGGUCCCCCAUUGAUGACCUACCCAUACUUUUAUGUUUAAAGACACAGCAAAAAUUAAUGAUUUUAUUUAAUUGCUGUUAAUGUUCUAUUUCAGCUGUGACAGACACAUCCAAGCCAGAAUCAACGGAAACUGCUGAUACUGUUGGAGACAUCUCUAAUUACAGUGCACAGUUAGUGUGCGCUGUUAUCUUUCGUGUUCCGACAUUUCGAAAUUUAAGUGUUAAAAAGCACUUAGCUCCUGCCGCCAAACUCCUGAAGAUUAAGACGAGAGGCCAAGGGAAAUAUGACUUAGCAGUUAAUGUUGCAAUCAGUUUAGUGCAAAAGGGAUAUGUCGGUACUACAAAUCCGGAUGUAAAUUACAAAGAGUUGGAACAAGAACAAAUUGUAAUUUUAAAAGAUCUUGUGGAAAAGCUGCGUGUAGAGAACAUUAAGAAACAAUAG